CAGCGCUGGGCGGCGCGCGCGGCCGGUCACGCGCCUCACCACAAAUCGUCGCGAUGCGGCCCUCGGUGCGAUCGUUCUUACUUCUUACGUAGUUGUGUGAUGGUUGUGUUUUCUGACUUUGUAUUUGGGAUUUUUAUCGAUUAAUAUGACUCUCAGGCGGCGCGAUGCGGGCGCAACGUUGCAGCUGGUGUAUGUGGUCCUUUUGUUCACUUCAUAUCGUGGAGCAGCAGAGGAAAGCGAGGAGCAAACAGAAAGCUCAGAGCCGCGAGUAGCGCCGUGGUUCACGAGUGAGCCGCCAUCGCGCGCUGUGUUCGCAUCGGGCGCGGGCGCGCGGCUGGCGUGCGCGGCGCGCGGCGACCCCCCGCCCGCCAUCACGUGGACCACUGAGGAUGGUCAAGAGCUGCUCUCUGAUCAGCACAGGCGAGUGUACAGCAAUGGCAGCCUUGAGAUAGCCCCUACGCCGACGGGCACGAGCGUCGGCGGUAAUGGCGUCAGUGUGGUUCGAUGUCGCGCCAGCAACGCGCACGGAGUGGCGCUUUCCGCGCCUGUCACACUUCUGCCCGUGGCCGAUGACAGCUGGGAGGCGGUGGUGACGGCAUGGCCGGCGGCCGUGGGCGGUGUGGCCAUGUUAACUUGUGGCGUAGCCGGCCUAAGCAGUACGGGGGACGAAGACGAGGGCGAUGAGCUGGAGGUGGCGCUCUGGUACCAUGGAGAACGUGUCAUUGACGUGCCACCACCUACACCAGAAACGCGAUACCUGUCAGCGGGCAACACACUCCUAAUACGUAGCGUAACAGAACGAGAUGCUGGUACCUAUGGCUGUCUCGCGCGCCACCGCGCCACGCGCCGCUCGCGCCGCGCGCGCCCUGCCGAGCUACGAGUGUCACGAGGUGCAACAGGCGCUGUGCCAGCCCCAGCCGCGGCGGCUCGGACUAUACGCGCGGCCGCUGGAGCAGCUGCCUGCCUCCCUUGCGCCACUUCUCUUCAUCCUGGUCCUCACUACACGUGGUACCGGGAGCGAGAGGGUCGCCUUCAACCGGUAGCAGGAGAAGGCGACACCUGGAUUUGGGCUGGCGGUGCAGCGCUAUGCGUACGCGCCGCUCGCACGGCGGCUGGCGCUUGGUUGUGCAAGGCUUACAGUGCACUUGGAGACGCCACGGCGCGGUUGCGUCUUCUCGUCGAUGUCCCUUUGACAAUCACAUUACAUCCCCAGCUUGUGGUGGCUGCCAGUGGAAGCACAGUUAGAUUCAAUUGCUCAGCGUCAGACGAAGAAGCGGCGCUGAGUUGGAGACACGACGGCGCCCCGGUGGCAGGCGCGGGUGGCGCGGGUACUGCGUCGCUUGUGUUGCGCGGUGUGACGCGCGCCGCGCGCGGCGUGUACCAGUGCGAAGCGCGUCGAGGUACUCGCGCGGCGCAGGCCAGCGCUGAACUACGACUUGGAGGUUAGUACCCUAAUCACACUCCUCCU
Molecule: messenger RNA, 1468 nt
Organism: Cydia fagiglandana
Lineage: Eukaryota; Metazoa; Arthropoda; Insecta; Lepidoptera; Tortricidae
Product: cell adhesion molecule Dscam2-like
Exons: 9
Coding region: 146-1447 (433 amino acids)
Cellular component (GO): neuron projection
Source: RefSeq, a predicted model, not a curated record